Messenger RNA from Strongylocentrotus purpuratus (purple sea urchin), 3273 nucleotides. RefSeq names its product short transient receptor potential channel 5. The coding region runs from base 18 to 2855 and encodes 945 amino acids. Lineage: Eukaryota; Metazoa; Echinodermata; Echinoidea; Camarodonta; Strongylocentrotidae. Gene Ontology annotation, biological process: manganese ion transport; regulation of cytosolic calcium ion concentration; calcium ion transmembrane transport. Gene Ontology annotation, molecular function: store-operated calcium channel activity; inositol 1,4,5 trisphosphate binding; protein binding. The record is from RefSeq and is a predicted model, not a curated record. Gene Ontology annotation, cellular component: membrane; cation channel complex. The transcript has 15 exons.
GGAGUCCAACUUUCAAGAUGUCCCGGAUGCCAGAGAACUCGGUCGAAUCGCUCUUCCUUCAAGCAACGGAGAGGGGCGACCGAAAGGCCAUUAUCUUCGCCCUCGAAAACGCCCCAGACCUCAACGUCAAUUGCACGGAUGCCGAUGGAAACUCCGCUUUGGUCGUAGCAAUACAAAAUGGAAACUCAGAUAUAGUAAAGUUAUUAUUGGAUCAUAACAUUCAGCUUGGUGAUAGUUUACUACGUGCUGUAGAUGCUCAAUUCACGCCAGGUGUACGACUCAUAUGCGAUCAUAUAAAGAAGAAAAAUAUUCCAGAAGCGCUGAAUUGCAAGGCGCUGAACGGUGAUUUUCACCCCGACGUCUCCCCGCUUGUCCUGGCCGCUCAACACAACAACUUCGACACGAUCAAGACGCUCCUGGAGGCAGGAGCCAGGAUCAAGGAUCCCAGGGAGAACCUGGACCAAAGCGAGGUCCACACCCUCGAGAACUCUGUAGGAAUGCUCAAUCUCUACAAGGCCUUGGCCAGUCAAUCUUAUAUCUCCCUGACUUCGUCGGAUCCCUUCAACACCACCUUUGAGCUGUGUGCCAAGAUGCGAAAGCUCAUGAGGACCAAAUACGAGUUCUGCGAUCAGUUCCAGGAACUGGCAGACCAGUGUGAGCAGUUUGCUGCAGACCUACUUGAUCAGGUACGAGAUUCGGGAGAGCAAGCCUACAUCUUGAACCAUGACUCGUAUGGCUGGGGUAAUCCAAACUCGAACUCUGCCGCUGAGCAACCGAACAGAGUCAAAGCCGCCAUUCACUUUGAACAAAGAAAGUUUGUCGCCCACCCUCACUGCCAACAGCGUUUGAUCGAGCGCUGGUACGCCGGCCUACCGGGCUGGCGAGACAUGAGCUCGUUAAGGUCGGGGUUCCUCGUUUUCCUCAUGGGUCUGGGUUUCCCUCUCCUCUCCAUCGCCUACAUCAUCUACCCCCGCGGGCGCUACCGUGACUUCCUCUCCAUCCCCUACGUCAAAUUCGUCUGCCAUACGUCAUCCAUGAUCUACUUCCUCCUCCUGCUCCUCUACCAAACGAUGGCCGAGAACCAGGUGCGGACGGAGACGGACACGAUGACGGACGGUAACGGGACGACCACGGCGACGAGGGCCAUUGAUUCCAGGUCGGACCCGCCGACGAUUACCAUGCUACUCAUUGUAGCAUGGGUAGCAGGUCAAACGUGGCAAAAGUGCAAGGAGUUAUGGUACAAUGGCGCUAGAUUCUUUGUCAACUUGUGGAAUUAUUUUGAUUUCUUCAUGCUCUCUCUCUUUUGGAGUUUCAUCGCACUCAGGGUGAUGGUCUACAUACAGGCACUCGCAGCCGAAAACGCAUCAUUCCACAUCGCACCGCGGUCGCAGGACCUGAACGCGACGCUGCCCCCGCCAACAAGUGCCAGCUCGAUGGACACCAGCGUGCUCAACGACAACGCGGUGGUGACCGAAACCCUGGACGGCAUCCAGGACAACCUGCAGGGUAUCCACGAUCGUCUUGACCAGCUGGGAGUCGGACAAUCCCAGAUCAAAUCCAUGUUCUCAGCAGAUUCGGGUGAAGGUUCGUCAAGCAGAAGACGGGGCAGUGGCGGCCUAGCUAAGACCGACAUCACGGAGAAUGAAGACUUCGAACGGGCUAAUUGGGGUGCUUACGAUCCGGUCCUUAUUGCUGAAGCUCUCUUUGCAAUAGCAAAGGUAUUGAGUUUUCUUCGACCUAUCUGUAUAACCGUGGUCAAUCGCCAUGUCGGGCCUAUGCAGAUCUCACUUGGUGGUAUGAUCAUAGACAUCUGUAAGUUUCUUCUUAUCUUCUGUUUCGUCUGGUUCGCUUUCUCCCUCGGUAUGAACCAGCUUUAUUGGUACUACUCAGCCUUCAUUACAACGCAGCCAUUCGGAACGUUAGGGGAAACGAUGGCAACUCUUUUCUGGGCUCUGUUCGGGCUACCCGAUAUGAAUAUCGUCAACCUGUCCAGCCAGGCGAACAUACCCCACACCUUCACGCAAACAGUGGGAAACUUCCUCUAUGCUACAUAUCACGUGAUAUCUAUCGUGGUGCUGCUGAACGUGCUUAUCGCUAUGAUGAGCAACACGUAUACGCGUGUUGAGAUGGAUGCCGACAUCGAGUGGAAAUUUUCAAGGUCUAAACUCUGGAUGAGUUACUUCGACGAUCUUGGAACAGUGCCCCCACCGUUCAACAUCAUACCAACUCCCAAAGCCUUCUUCUAUUUCUUCCGGUGGUUAUUUUGUGAAGUGGUUUGCAGAGGAGAAAUGGCAAGAGCAUACAAGGAACGAUUGAAGAGCUUGGUUGAUGAACGACAGUUGCGUUUCAAGGAAGUCUCGGACCAUCUCGUCAGGAGGUAUCACUUCGAGAAGCGUCACCAGGAGGAGGACGAUGACCAGGCCAACAUCCUGAACGAGCUCAAGCAGGACAUCUCAGGUUUCAAGUUUGAGAUGUUCGAAGCCCUGGGUGAGAUGGACAAGAAGAUUCGACAGGUGGAGGCCAAGGUGCACGACAAGGACUUGGAUGACGAUGGCACACUCGGUACAGGGAUGUUCCAGGCUUUACGAGACGCCAUGAAAGAGCCCGAACGGCGGGACAGCAUGUGUUCAGUAUCAUCAGGCUGUUCAGUAGCCAUGGUCGACAUGGCCCAGGCCAAGACAGAGAAGAAACCUAAAUGGCUGGACGAAACCGAGUUGGAACUCCAGCCGUUGGUCCCACCGGUCGUCACACGAGAAGAAUCGUCGACAUCACCUCCGAACGGCAUCCACGCCAACCAACUCCGCUUUAUUGACGAGGACGAUGCGCUAGGAACACAUCGAAACACAGAAGCGUAAUGAUGGCAUCAUCAAAAACACUGGCCGAUCGUUGAUGAUGAUUCCUGAUUGGUCAGCUAGCUGGCAUCACGUGGUCUACUAAUGCCGUGACUCGUACAUUCGCUUUUCAAUACACAAUGGGCAUUAAAUACUGUGUCAGUUUUAUAAUGACUUUGACCGACUUAAUUCGAGGGAAAGAGAUCUUUGAACUAUUAUAUGUACAGUGUUUUAGAGAAAGGCAAUGGUUAGCCUAUCGUAUAAACUUGGCAAGGUGACAGCAUGCUUUGAAAUGAGGUUUUAUUCAAUGACGCAGCGUACUCAGGAUGAAGCCAGUAAAUUACAUCCCACCCCUUCCCCAUUUGAAGGUGAGGGUCGGACGAUCAGUUCAACUGGAAAUAUGUCUACAGGAUAUGGGUUUUUCAUGAUAUUUUACCCCCCC